GGUAUGCUUUGUUCCCCGUGUUUUACUGAACGCGCUGCGUGCGCCGUGAAAUUCCGAAAGCAGAUCGAUGACUGUUAGAAGAUGGCAACACUAAUAUUAUAAACAGCUGAUUAUGACAAGUACGUACAGUGCACUACAGUGAAAGGAGGGCAGGGUAAUGUACGAAGGAAGUGCUUAAGAGAAUUCUUGAGGAAAACAAACAAAAACAAGUACCGAAAACUUCUAAUAACCCGGGUUUUUCUACACGGAAAUAAAAUUGACGGAAAACGUGUUCCGAUUGCCAAUUGUUGUUUAUAUAAGCUAGAGAAAUGGAGGUUGACUUCAGUUCAAGUGAAUCUUUAGGCGCAAGUAACAUGAAGGGUUCCUACGGAGUAUCGGAUUCGUGGGCUAAUUGCCCAUUGGACAUACUGAUUAUGGUUUUCGAGAGACUUGACCCAGAGGACCUGAUGAACUGCAUCCUUGUCAACGAAUGUUGGCGCGACGCUGUGCACUACAUCGGAGAGCACCGUGGAAUAUGGCAGGAGCUGGCGCAGGCAGGAAUGGCGAGCAAGGGCGUCACGUUCAAACGGCGCUCCACCCUCGGCUGGCGGGAGCUCUACAUGAACUCGCGUCUCUGGUUCAACCUCAAACACGCGUACAUGACCUGGAGCUAUGAGAUCUCCGAAGACGACAUCAGAUAUCUUCACGUGUACAAAGACAUCCUUAUCGUGGAAACUGGAGAUGAAUUCUUCAAAAAGUACUACCGAAUUGAGAAGCGCCUCCGGAAUGUGACGCAAAGGCUGCUGGUCGCCAGUCUGCCCAAUUAUAAGGAACCCAACGAAUUGGUAGUCGCAGAUAUGAAUGGUUCGUGCUCAUUUGACUCAGAUAGAAUGAUCAAGAAAAUAGUCCACGAAGGGCCUUUCAAAAGACUUCUUGUGAUAGACGAAGACUGUUUCUAUUUGUUAGACGACAAAAACAUCUUGAGGUGUUCGAAAUGGGACUUCGUCAACAAAAGGUGGCUGGAUUACACCCUGGCCCGGUACUAUGGCUGCAACAAGUCCAUAUCUGACAUAAACGUAUACAACAAUGAAGUUUACAUGUUACUGAAGACUGGCUUAGUGUUUAGACUAGAUAAAGAAGGGAGGAACUUUGUGCCGGAGCACAGAUUUGGGCUAUCACAGGCCAUUCAGUUCUCAAGGCUACUGUAUUCAAACGUGUUGAAUUCUGUGGAGAAAGUGUCUAAUCUCAACAUACCUGAAUAUAACACCGGGCGAAAUGUCAUGUUUCAUAAGAUCAGUGCUGUUAUUUCUGUACCAGGCGACAAAGAGUUCAAAAUGAACGUAGACUCGGCUUCAAAUAGCAUGGUGUUAGAAUACCCGGGGCUUACCUGCGCAGCACAACACGGGGAAGUUUUAUUCUUAGGAUUUGAAGACGGCAAGGUUGAAAUAUGCAUUCCAAAGAACUUAGUCCAUAACGGGGGUAUGCCCGAGGUGAGGGUGAACGUUCGCGACUGCCACGGCUACCGCGACCCGACCCCAGAAGUCGUCGGCAUUGACGUAUAUGAAGAUGAAGAGAAACACCACGUGAUAGUUGCCACCCGAUUCAGUGUCUACAGAUUAUUAAUCAUGUACCCUGGUUACAUCAAGGAGUGGCUCGGGUUACGGAGUUGACAUUAAACUAUAAACGUGCGUUGUGAGAAAGCAAUCAUAAAAACCCUACAGGUAUUCGUCUUGACUAUCAGGACUCUUGAAUGAAUUCCUGUUUGACUUUUUUAGCAGUAUGUGAAGGUUGUUGUAGAGAAUAAUGACGCGAGAUAAAAUGUUGCUGCUUUUGUCAUUUUCUAUCUAGUUUAUUUAGCGUCGCGUGAACUAAGAAUCUCUUUACUGGUCAAAGUAACCUGAAACUAAUAUUGCUAAUAAAUAUAGUUCGUAUUGUAAAUGUGAACACCAAAACUGAUCCCUUCUUUUUGAGGGCAUGAACCCGCCUGUUAGCUUAAAUGUUUUUUGUUAUGACACUCAAAUGUAAGUACCGCUUGUUUUUAAGCUUAUGUUACUGCCCAACUGCAACUAAAAAGUACGUGUGACACUAUGAAUAAGACUAGAAUAACUUGGUUGAACAUUAAUUUACUCACAUCAGUAUGAAUGUCCGUGGGCUUUGACGAUGUGGCGAUAAACAGUCAAUACUUACGCUUAGAAAUUCCUUACCUUAAGGCCCAUAGCACACGGCGUAUUUUAAACGCGCAGACGACGCGCAGAUUACGCGCAUAUACGCGAUUCAAACGAGAUUCGAUUGCAACCUUGUAACUUAAGCACACGGGGCGAUCGUGAAACGCGCCUCUACUGCACGUAUACGCGCAGAUACAGCGAUACAGACGCGCUGUAGUCGCCCGUAGCUUUUGCGUUUUGAUCAGAGACUCCUCUUCUUCAGUUGUACAAUGGCGUCGGUUGAGACAACACUGCUUACGUUGGCUCUAGUACUUCUUUUAAAAAGAAAAAAAUGUAAAAAUAAUUGUGCAGUGGUGGCGUGAGCGCCUCCCCCUACCCCUACUCCGCUCCUUUGUACGCGCGUUUGUAUCGCUUCAAACGCGCGUAUACGCGCUUCAUGCGCGCGCUUCUAUCAUCAAUGCAAACGCAACAAUCAGCGUCUACGGCGCCGAAGACGCGCGUUCCUGAAACGCGCGUCUUCUGCGCGUUUAAAAUACGCCGUGUGCUAUGGG
Messenger RNA from Pectinophora gossypiella (pink bollworm), 2695 nucleotides. RefSeq lists its product as uncharacterized. Gene Ontology annotation, molecular function: protein binding. The transcript is spliced from 7 exons. Lineage: Eukaryota; Metazoa; Arthropoda; Insecta; Lepidoptera; Gelechiidae. The record is from RefSeq and is a predicted model, not a curated record. Bases 309 to 1649 code for a protein of 446 amino acids.